Danio aesculapii is the source of this 2427-nucleotide messenger RNA. Its product is annotated as epidermal growth factor receptor kinase substrate 8-like. Gene Ontology annotation, biological process: Rho protein signal transduction; positive regulation of ruffle assembly; regulation of Rho protein signal transduction. The record is from RefSeq and is a predicted model, not a curated record. Gene Ontology annotation, molecular function: actin binding. Gene Ontology annotation, cellular component: ruffle membrane; plasma membrane; vesicle. The transcript is spliced from 20 exons. NCBI's taxonomy places the organism in Eukaryota, Metazoa, Chordata, Actinopteri, Cypriniformes, Danionidae. Bases 168 to 2054 code for a protein of 628 amino acids.
CUAGACUUUGACCCCUGUUUUUCCAAGCAGGAAGUCCACAAUAUUUGCUCUAGUGCACUUCACGGACUUAAGGAUAUGUCAAAUCUGGAGGAAGCUCAACCUAGAUUUGAGGAUUUGCAGUUAAAACAUUAGGAUUUUCUCUAAGGUGUUACACAUCACGUUGAAGAAUGUAUGGGGGUAACCCUGUUUUCCAGCCAAGAGGCUUCUCACCUGAGCCAUCAUCUCAGGGCUCUGGCAUGUCUCGUCCCAGUGCCAAAUCCAUUUACAUGCAAAGGAAGGAGUAUGCUGAAUCGAUGAGCAGACAAGACAGCUUUCAGUACAGAGUGGAGCAUCUGUUCACCUGUGCACUGGAUGGCAGAGAGGUGAGCAGCAUUGAGGACUGUGUCAACAGACUGAAGAACCUGGACAGUAAAGGGAAAGUUUGGGGUCAAGAUAUGAUCAUACAGAUCCAGGCCAACCAACUGCAGCUGUGUGACAUCGAGACCAAGGAGGUUUUGGAGUCUGUUCAUUUGAGCAGCAUCAGGAAGGCCAAAGCUGUUCUGGACAGUUGCAUUUAUGAUUCUCUCCUCAUAAUCUCAGCCCAAGAGCCCAGUCAGCGAUCUCCACAGGCCUUCUUGUUCCAGUGUGAGGAGGCCGGGGCUCAGGAAGUGGCCAAUGAUCUGGAAAAGUCAAUUCAGCAAGGAGGAGAUGCCAGUCCACCGAUUAAAGAACCGCAGAUGGACAUCAGGAGUCAUCUGGAAAGCAUCAUUGGUCAGGGUUAUCCAGGCAGUAUGAAGAGACCCAUGCAGUCAAACCCUCCUCCCCCAGAUUUCCCACCUCCACAGUACAACAGCUAUGAAGAUCAUGGUGAUCACUAUGAUGACAGACGGCCUUCACCUACAAUGCAGUUUCCCAGAGAUGAAGUCCCUUUCAGGCCAGUGCACUCUGAGCGAGAGCAAACUCCCCCUCCAUUCAAUGACGUCAACAGGGAUAUUGAGAUUCUUAACCAUGUAGCAGCUGACAUUGAGACUUUCACAUAUAAAGUAGGUUCUGCUUUGCCAAAAGAUGAUGGAAGCAAGAAAAAGAAAAAGAAAAAUGCCCCCAAAAUGCCUGUUGCAAAUAUCCCCACUGUGGAGGAGUAUGUGUCCUGUUUGCAGAAAAUAAAGUAUGGCUUCAAUCUUCUGGGGAAGCUGGAUGAUCACCUUAAAAACCCUCCUGCUUCUGACUUUGUUCACAGUCUCUUCUCCUCCCUUAGUUUUAUAAUGAGUCAUUAUCCUCCCAACAUCCCUCCUUCUGUUCUGAGUCCACUGCUCACAGAAAAUGCUCUGCAGCUGCUGGGACGUGUGGUCACACCAAAUGAGGACAAACUGUGGAGCAGUUUGGGUGAUGCGUGGAACAUCCCAAGAUCCAAAUGGCCAAACGGCGAUCAGAUCCCUCCAUAUUAUCCUGAAUUUUAUGAUGGUUGGCAGCCUCUUCCGCCCGGCCCUUCACAGUCUCCUCCAGCAAACAGACAGCUGUCACGGAGCAACAGUGAGCGAUUUCCACCCGCAAACGUCAGUCAGAGGCCACCUGAACAGGACAGCAGAGCCUGGAACCCCCCACCCAUGAAGUCAGCAGAGCUGCCGCUCCUCAUGAGAGUGAUUUAUGACUUUAUGGCAAGAAACAGUCAGGAACUGAGUGUGAUGAAGGGUGACAUGGUGCAGGUAAUCGACAAGUCUGGGCAAUGGUGGAAAGUGAAAAACAGUCGUAACGAGGAGGGUUAUGUGCCUCAGAAUGUUCUAGAACCUGUUGAUGGACAAAGGCCACCACCGCAAAAUAUGAGAGGGCCUCCAUCUCUGGACAUGAAAUCUAGACCUGAGGAAGUCAAAGCCUGGUUACAGUAUAAAGGCUUUUCUAAAACGACGAUCCAGAAUCUCGGGAUACUUGAUGGAGCAAUGUUGCUGAGAAUGAAACGAGAGGAAAUCAGAGCGAUAUGUCCAGAAGAAGGAGGACGAGUGUUUUUCCAGCUGCAAAGCGUCAGAUCUACCGUCGCACUCGCCAGUGAGGCUCAGUUCAGUCAGUAUGGUGGCCGCUGAUAAUCCGAGGAGGCUGCUGUGUUUUUGAUAGCAGGAAUCUGUACUUGCCUGAACCUGAAUGAACAAGCGCUACUGAGUAAACACCUCACAAUUUCCAUUUAUCCGAAAACAAGCCAGGACCGAUGCCUACUGGAUUGUUCACUACUAAAUUAUAUAUCACAUCACUUUUUACUGUUGCAAAUCAUGCAUACCUGUUUGAGAAAUGCAUUCAUUUAUUUAUUCCAUACAAUACAGAUUCUUUUAUUGAAGUUGAUUUCCACUGAUCUCCUUAAGGUGGUGGUCACUUGUUGAAUGAUUAGUUAAUAUACCAGCCAAUGCAAAAUAAGUCAUAUUUGCAAAACACUGAUGAAGCUGUAUGCUAAUUGUGUAUUAA